AAUGAAAUUCUCCGGAAUAUUAGUUUUCUUAUUUUUUAUCAUCAAGAAUGAAUGUUUCUAUGUUUUCAAAAAGGAGGGAAAGAGUUUAAAAGUUUCAAAUGAGAAUGAUUGGCUUGAUUUAACAAAGUGCUCUAAAACUUGUGGAACGGGAAUUAUCCUGAAGGAGAAGAAGUGUCCGGACAAUUUUGAAAAUAAUCUACUUGAAAAUGGUUUGCCUUGUAUUAAAGAAAAAGCCUAUUUUAUCUGUAAUACUCAACCAUGUUACUCGGCGUCUAAUUCUCAUCAAGACGCUUGUAAUAGAUACAAUCAUAUAACAUUUGCGGGUAGAAAGUACAACUGGCAAGCAUUUCGUACGGAAAAUGAGUGUAGUUUACUCUGUUUAGCGGUAAAUUCUUCAACAGAACCAUCAAAGACACGGCUAUCAUUUAGGACAGUUGCUGUCGAUGGUACAAAUUGCCAAUACGAAAAGGAUAAAGUAUGCUUAGCGGGAGAAUGUACGUCCUAUGGUUGCGAUAAUCAAUUAAAUUCAAAGGCUAUUAGAGAUGUUUGUAACGUUUGUAACGGUGACAAUUCAACAUGUAGCCUUUUUGAGAAGAGGAUUAAGGUUUCAAAUUUGGAAAAUGGCUAUCAGCAUCUAAUUUUGGUACCUCGUUUGUCGAGUAGUAUAAAAAUAUUGGAGGUAUCGCAUUCGAAGAAUGAUUUUGCCGUAAAAAACCUAUCCGGAUUCUACUAUUUAAAUGGGAAUUACUCUCUUCACAAGCACAUCGUUAUUAAUCGUGGAAAUUAUACUAUUCGUUAUAAUAAUCCAGAAGAUAUUGGUAAAGAAGAAUUUCGAAAGAGUCUUAUCAUUGAUGAACAGAUAAAUGAAGAUUUAGUUAUCGAGUUUAUGAAACAAGAGAAAGAUCCUCUUGGAGAAGUUCUUAUUCAAUUUUAUUUACCAAAUACUUACAAACACGAACAUUUAUGGAGAACUUCCGAUUGGUCACUUUGUUCCAAGUCCUGCUCCAGAGGAACAAAAACUAGAAGUGCUUAUUGUGUAAGAAAGAUGACAGAGAAAGUUACAGAUGAUUCAUUUUGUGAGGAGCAGAAGCCUAUUCUGAUCGCCGAGUGUAACAAGAUGCCUUGUCCCGCUAAUUGGACUACUGGACCUUGGCAAAAAUGUUCGGAAUAUUGCGGCGAAGGUAUUCAAUAUAGAACCGUUACAUGUAUUCAACAAUCUGAUUCGAAUGGUACCGAAACGAAGGACGAUAGCGAAUGUUCCAUUUACAAUAAACCAAUAUCGACUAGAAGUUGUAAAACUGGUAGGGAUUGUCCAAAAUGGACUGUUGGAAAUUGGACCAAGUGUGGUGCUAUUUGUGGUUGGGGGGUAAAGAGAAGACUAGUUGCCUGUCAUUUAAAGUUAUCCGGUAGGAAAAGUGGAUUCGUAUCCGAGGCUUUGUGCGACGGUAGACAAAAACCUAACGCUUCUAUGGAAUGUUACGCAGGACCUUGUUCGGGUUUUGAAUGGGCAGCUUCGGAAUGGGGAAAGUGUAUGGGCAAAUGUGAAUCUCUAUAUGGUUCUAGAACUAGACAUGUCGUCUGCAUGAGCGAAUCUGGAGAGCCAUAUUCCGACGAAUUCUGCUUGCCAAAACCUAAACCAAACACCAAAGAUAUUUGUAAGAAUGUUGAAUGUAAUGAAAAACCAGAUUGGUACGUUUCCAGUUGGAGUGAUUGUUCAAGUAAAUGCGGUAAAGGAAUUCAAACAAGAACGAAAUUAUGUGCAAUUCGAAAGCAUGGAAGUAUAUUAAGAGUUGAGGACUGGAAGUGCGAUGAAAAGACUGAAACAUCGAGGGAAUGUAACGGAACUAAAUGCGAUGGUCUGUGGAUAACAACCCCUUUUGGAUUGUGUUCGAAAUCUUGCGGAGGAGGGAAAAGAUCAAGAGUCGUAUUGUGUCUCAAAGACGAAUGUGACGUCACUAUUAAACCUAAAACUCAGGAAGAUUGUAAUAUAGAUUUAUGUUCAACGGCUUCAAAGGCGGAAUGCGAAGGAGCUGAAUGUAAAGUUCCAGCCGAUUCGGUUGGUAGCUGCAAAGAUUCGGACUUUGGUUGUUGCGCCGAUGGUAAAUCGUUUGCCGAGGGUCCUUUUAAAAAAGGUUGCCCUAUUCCAAGUUCUCUGAUGUGUAACGAUACAGAAUUCGGAUGCUGUCCAGAUGGGGUGACUGUUGCGGGUGUAAGCGAUAAAUCAGAUUGUCCAAUUUAUGGUAUAGACUGUGCAAAAAGUUUGUUUGGUUGUUGUAAUGAUGGAAAAUCAUUCGCCCAUGGUCCAAAUAAAAAAGGAUGUGCAAAUGAGACCAAUUGUGAACAAUCUACUUAUGGCUGUUGUCGGGACGGCAUAACAUCUGCUAAAGGGAGAAAUCUUUUAGGAUGUUUAGAGGAAGAAGAAGGAUCUGGAGAAGAAGAUUGUCAAAAUUCAGAAAUUGGUUGUUCGCCGAUAAUUACUUCUUUGAGGACAAAUUGCAGGAAUACUAAAUACGGUUGCUGCUCAGACGACGUAACUGUAGCUCUUACUAAAGACCGGUCGGAUUGUCCUCCAAUAAAAACUAGUCAGUUUUCCUGUAUAAAAUCAAAGUACGAAUGCUGCCCAGACGGUAAAAGUGUGCCAAGCGGUCCUUAUUUUGAGAGUUGUGCCGAAAAACUGAAAGAAACGUGCGAAAAGGCAAAAUAUGGUUGUUGUAAAGACUCUUCAAGAGGUCAGGAAGGUCCAAAUGGUAUCGGAUGUCAAGAAUUCGAUUUAUCAAAGGCUUGUUGGUUAAACCCCGAAAGGGGAGAAGGCCAUCGAUACGUUGAAAAAUGGUACUUUGAUACAGCUACAGGGAUAUGCCAAAAUUUCUGGUACGGUUCCGAGGGUGGUAAUCUCAAUAGAUUUGAAAGUGAACACGAAUGCCAAUGGAAUUGUGUUAAACCCGUCGGAUUAAAGAGGUGUUUCCUUCCUCUUGCAGAAGGAAGAUGUAAUCAGGAAUUUUCAAUGUUCUAUUACGAUUAUAAAUUACAAAGAUGCACACCAUUUAUCUUUUCUGGUUGCGAUGGUAAUGAAAAUAAAUUUAAUUCAAUUGAAGAAUGCGAGACGAGAUGCGAAGAACCACUAAGAGAUGAUGUUUGCCGACAACCAAAGAAAUCUGGUCCUUGUAGAGGUUCAUUCGAUAGAUGGUUCUUCGACUCCGAAUCUAAUUCCUGUCGGCAGUUUAUCUACGGUGGUUGUUGGGGUAACGACAAUCGUUUCGAGACGAAGAAUGACUGCGAGCAUAGAUGCUUGAACGAUACCGAAAAAGAAUCUCAAUUCAAUAAAGACGUUUGUCAUCUCAAUCCGGACCAAGGGCCUUGUCGAUCGAAUUUAGCCAGAUGGUUUUACGAUAGUUUGGAAAAGACUUGUUAUAAAUUCAAUUAUGGAGGUUGUAAGGGCAAUGCUAACAGAUUCUAUACAAAGAAAGCUUGUGAGAAAUCCUGUUCGAGUGUAGUCAGCAUAAUACCAGAAAAUCGUUGCUCAUUACCACGAGAAGAAGGUAUCUAUUGUAGUACAACGUCUAAACGAUGGUACUUUUCAUUCAAACAUCAAAAAUGCCUGCCAUUUACGUAUUUCGGUUGUUUGGGAAAUGCUAAUAGAUUCUCAAACGAGGAAGAAUGUUUAAGCGAAUGUUCUAAUCAUAUAACAACUCCCGCUCCGCCUCGUCAAAUUAAAUGUAGACUGGCGCCAGAUCAUGGUCCUUGUAAUGAGACUGUUACAGCAUUCUACUACAAUCCAAAGGAGAAAAGAUGCAAGAAAUUUGAAUAUGGAGGAUGCGGUGGCAAUCUCAAUAGAUUUCCAUCUAGAGGAGAGUGUUGGUCGGAGUGUUCUAUAGUAGAUAUUCCACAGAAGGACGUCCAUUGGUACCAGGAAUGUUCAAAACCUCCUGUACAAGGACCCUGCAAUAGUAAGAAAAUUAAGCAUUACUAUCUAGCUAAAAGUGGUACUUGUCGACGAUUUUGGUACAGUGGAUGCGGUGGUAAUGCUAACAGAUUUGAGAGCAGGAAAGAAUGCGACUAUACUUGUGCUAAAAUCAGAAAAAGAGAUAGAUGUCUCGGAGGGGUUGACAAAACCUUCUGCGGUUCUAGACUUGUUCGUUGGUAUUAUAAUAAUGAGACGGAAAGAUGCGAAGAGUUCUCUUAUGGUGGUUGCUAUCCUAAUGGAAAUAACUUUCAUAGUUGGCAGGAAUGCGCAAAGUUAUGCGAAGGAUACGAACCACCGACGGAAAUACCCGAUUACCAGACUACUCAAUCAACUAAAAUUGUUCCUCAAUUACCCGAGAAAUGCUUCUUAAGAAAGCGUCGAGGACCGUGCAGCGAACUAACGUUAAGAUUCUAUUACGAUAAUUUACAUUCAAAAUGUCGACCAUUUAUGUUCGGUGGUUGCGAUGGUAAUGAAAAUAACUUUCAAACCCAAGAAGAAUGCUACCAAUCAUGCCCAAAAAAGUUACCCAAUGCAAUUGUACAUAGUGAAGAUGACUGCUAUAAAAGUCCUGAAAGUGGAGAAUGCGGUGCUUUCCUGGAACGUUAUUAUUGGAAUGUUACUAGUGGGAUUUGUAGUAGGUUUAUGUAUGGAGGAUGCGAAGGAAAUGGAAAUAAUUUCAUUUCGGAAUCGGAUUGCUACUCAUUUUGUCAAACUAAAGCUUCAAUGCCAAGAUGCCCCAAGAACUUGAUAUGUAAGAAUAAUUGUAAAUUUGGUUAUCUUAUUGACAAAUAUGGAUGCGAAACUUGCGAAUGUGCUCUAAAUCCUUGCUUAACUGUUCUCUGCGCUAAAGGCUACGAAUGUUCACUUGUCAAGAAUGCUUGUGUAAGGAAACCUUGUCCAUUGUAUGUUACAGGUUGCGUUAAAGUUACAGAGAAGGAAGGUAAAUGCCCUGAUCAUUGGAAUCUUCCGGCAUCUUGUAGAGCCGAGUGUAAAAGGGACGACGACUGCGACGGUGAUUUUAAAUGCUGUUCGAAUGGUUGCGGUAGAUUGUGUGUUGAUCCCUUAUCGAAUAAUAUACAAAUUCCAGUAGAAGAAUCUCCAGCUAAAAUCACCUUGAGGAAGAAGGCUAUCAUUUCAAGGGCGUUACAAAACAGUAAUAUAGUUUUUGACUGUCCUGUUCGAGGAUAUCCAAAACCGGAUAUAAUAUGGAUAAAAGAUAAUAGGCCUGUAGAUCAAAAUGAGAAUGUCUACAUGGGCAAAAAUGGCUCUCUACAUAUAGAUAAUAUAGUAAGCCAAGAUUCUGGAAGCUAUAUCUGUAGCGCUGCAAAUGAAUUAGGAAGAGACUCUGCAACAUACACACUAGUAGUUCAAGAUAUACCAAGGAUGUAUAAACGAAACGAUUCUGUAACAAUAGAGGAAGGCUACGGCUAUCAAAUAACUUGUCCAAUUAUUGAAUCAUCUCAAUUUAAAAUAACCUGGCGUUUUAAUGGUAGAUUUUUAAAGGAUACAUCCAAAAUAUUAAGAAUAUCCAAAACCAACAUAUUCGAUUCUGGAAAAUAUAUGUGUAUUGCAAGUAGUUUGGCCGGAAGUACUAGUUACGUCAUGGAUCUUCAAGUAUUACCGAAAUUGAAAGCAAUUAUACAAGAGCACAAUACAUCGUGGCCAAUUAAUUAUGAGACUGAAUUGGUCUGUUUCUCAAAUCAUCCAAAUGCAUCUAUAACUUGGCUAAAAGAUGGUGAAAUCAUUUCGAAUUCGUCUACAUAUUUAGUACGAAAGGUUAAGAAAUCUCAUCAAGGGACAUAUAUUUGUCAGGUUCAAUCCAACGUUGGUUGGGCGAUAUAG
Molecule: messenger RNA, 5806 nt
Organism: Dimorphilus gyrociliatus
Lineage: Eukaryota; Metazoa; Annelida; Polychaeta; Dinophilidae
Source: the annotation of a GenBank genome assembly